Molecule: messenger RNA, 5311 nt
Organism: Pelodiscus sinensis (Chinese soft-shelled turtle)
Lineage: Eukaryota; Metazoa; Chordata; Testudines; Trionychidae
Source: RefSeq, a predicted model, not a curated record
ACCAGCCAAAAAUCCAUGUCAACAUUCUCAGGGCAAGAAUUAUCUUUACAAUAUAAAUAUGAAAAAUUAAUGGAUUGGACGCUUAACCUUGCUUUUUGCCCAGCUCUUCAAUCUCAUUUGUAUUUUUGUGUCUUCAGACCCACACCAGUUAUCCGCUGGAUUAAAGAAGGAGGAGAACUACCCACUAACAGAACAUUUUUUGAAAAUUUUAAGAAAACUCUGAAGAUCAUAGAUGUUUCUGAAGCUGAUUCUGGAAAAUAUAAAUGUAUAGCAAGAAAUACAUUAGGUUCCACUCACCAUACCAUUACAGUAACUGUCAAAGCUGCUCCAUACUGGAUCACAGCCCCUAGAAACCUUGUGUUGUCUCCUGGAGAGGAUGGAACCCUGAUCUGCAGAGCUAAUGGCAACCCCAAACCGAGUAUUAUCUGGCUAAGAAACGGAGUAUCCAUAGCAAUUGCUCCAGAAGAUCCUAGCAGAAAAGUUGAUGGGGAUACCAUUAUUUUCUCUGAUGUGCAAGAAAGUUUGAGUGCUGUUUAUCAGUGCAAUGCCUCUAAUGAAUAUGGAUACUUGCUGGCAAAUGCAUUUGUGAAUGUUUUGGCUGAGCCUCCAAGAAUUCUGACUCCUGCUAAUAAAUUAUAUCAAGUCAUUGCAAAUAAUCCUGCGUUGCUAGAUUGUGCUUUUUUUGGUUCACCUGUUCCUGAAAUUGAAUGGUUUAAGGGAGUAAAAGGGAGCAUCCUGCAUGGAGAUCUUUAUGUUUUCCAUGACAACGGAACUCUGGAAAUUCCUGUGGCACAAAAGGAUAGUACUGGCACAUAUACCUGUGUAGCAAGGAAUAAAUUAGGAAAGGUACAAAAUGAAGUCCAUCUGGAAGUGAAAGAUCCAACAAUGAUUAUUAAACAGCCUGAAUACAAAAUCGUUCAAAGGGCUGGCCAGGUUUCCUUUGAGUGUACUAUAAAACACGAUCGUACCUUAAUACCAACUAUUACAUGGUUGAAGGAUAAUGGUGAACCGCCAGAGGAUGAAAGGUUUAUUAUUCAUAAAGACAGCUUGGCCAUUAUGAAUGUAACCGAUAAGGAUGAUGGAACCUAUACAUGUGUAGCAAACACCACCCUGGACAGUGUUUCUGCAAGUGCUGUACUCACUGUUGUUGCUGCUACCCCAACUCCAGCUAUCAUUUACGAUCGUCCAAAUCCACCCUUUGAUUUAGAAUUAACAGAUCAGCUAGAAAGAAGUGUACAGCUGUCCUGGAUACCAGGAUAUGACAAUAACAGCCCUAUUACAAAUUUUGUUGUUGAAUAUGAAGAUGGAAUGCAUGAACCAGGGAUAUGGCAUUACCAGACAGAAGUCCGUGGAACUCAGACAACUGUUCAGUUAAAGCUGUCUCCAUAUGUUAACUAUUCAUUCCGUGUAAUAGCUGUCAAUGAGAUUGGUAGAAGUCAGCCAAGUGAAGCAUCUGAACAAUACCUGACAAAAGCUGCAAAGCCAGAUGAAAAUCCUUCCGGUGUUCAAGGGAUAGGAUCAGAACCUGAUAAUUUGGUGAUUACAUGGGAGCCUUUGAAAGGCUUUCAGUCCAAUGGACCAGGUCUUCAAUACAAAGUCAGUUGGCGUCAAAAAGAUGUUGGUGAUGAGUGGACUUCUGUUAUAGUUGCAAAUGUUUCCAAAUAUAUUGUAUCUGGUACACCAACCUUUGUUCCAUAUGAGAUAAAAGUACAGUCUUUAAAUGACCUAGGAUAUGCACCAGAACCUGCAGAGGUGAUUGGACAUUCUGGGGAAGACUUACCAAUGGUUGCUCCAGGCAAUGUGCAGGUGCACAUUGUUAACAGCACAUUAGCAAAGGUGCACUGGGACCCAGUUCCACUAAAAACUGUCAGAGGACACCUUCAAGGAUACAGGAUUUACUACUGGAAAGUCCAGAAUUUAUCUAAAAGAAGGCGACGACAUGUGGAGAAAAAGAUUCUGACAUUCAGUGGAAACAAGACACAUGGCAUGUUACCAGGACUGGAGCCUUAUAGUUCUUACAAGCUGAAUGUUAGAGUUGUUAAUGGUAAAGGGGAAGGACCAGCAAGUCCUGACAAAUUGUUUAAGACUCCUGAAGGAGUUCCCAGCUCACCUUCCUUUUUGAAGAUUACUAAUCCAACACUGGACUCUCUCACUUUGGAAUGGGGUCCACCUACUCACCCAAAUGGUGUUUUGAUAGCAUAUACAUUAAAGUUUCAACCAAUUAACAGCACUCAUGAAUUAGGUCCUUUGGUAGAUAUCAGAAUUCCUGCAAAUGAGACCAGCUUGAUAUUAAGUAAUUUAAAUUACAGCACACGAUACAAGUUUUACUUUUAUGCCCAAACAUCAGUUGGAUCUGGAAGUCAAAUAACUGAGGAAGCAGUAACAAUUAUGGAUGAAGCUGGUAUUCUUCCUCCUGCUGUAGGUACAGGCAAAGGAUAUUCAGAAACCCUUUUUGCAACCUUCCCUGUCAUACAUACUGUCCAUCCAACAUUCUAUAAGGUGCGACCAGUAUAUCCAAGGAUCAGAAAUGUUACUGCAUCUGCUGCUGAGUCCUAUGCCAAUAUCAGUUGGGAGUAUGAGGGACCAGAUCAUGUGAACUUUUAUGUUGAAUAUGGUGUAGCAGGCAGCAAAGAAGAUUGGAAAAAAGAAAUUGUAAAUGGUUCUCGGAGCUUCUUUGUGUUAAAGGGUUUAACACCAGGAACGGCAUAUAAAGUCCGGGUUGGUGCUGAGGGUCUGUCUGGUUUUGUGAGUUCAGAGGAUGUGUUUGAGACAGGUCCAGCAAUGGCAAGCCGGCAGGUUGACAUUGCUACUCAAGGAUGGUUCAUUGGCCUUAUGUGUGCUGUGGCUCUUCUUAUUUUGAUUUUGCUGAUUGUUUGCUUCAUAAGAAGGAAUAAGGGUGGCAAAUAUCCAGUGAAGGAAAAGGAAGAUGCACAUGCUGAUCCAGAAAUACAGCCAAUGAAAGAAGAUGAUGGAACAUUUGGCGAAUACAGGUCUCUUGAAAGUGAUGCAGAGGAUCAUAAACCUCUAAAGAAAGGAAGCCGAACACCUUCAGACAGGACUGUGAAAAAGGAGGACAGUGAUGAUAGUUUAGUUGACUAUGGAGAAGGUGUAAAUGGUCAGUUUAAUGAGGAUGGCUCCUUUAUUGGACAAUACAGUGGUAAAAAAGAGAAAGAACCUGCAGAAGGAAAUGAAAGUUCUGAGGCUCCUUCUCCUGUCAAUGCCAUGAAUUCCUUUGUUUAAUCAAGAAACUCGAUUCCCUUCCUUCAAUAUUUUCCAUUGUGUUUAAAGCACUUGUGCAUAAUCUUCAUACUAAGAACAUGCAGGUGACAAAGCUCCUACGGACAAGAUGUUUAUACUAUGAGAACAUAUAGGUCAAUACAGUUAUACACUAUAACAACACAAGUAAGUGAUAUGUUAGUAUGAAUCAAAGUGCAAAACUCAAAAAAUUUUGCUCAGAACUUGAGUAUUUUUGCUUUUUAAAAAAAGGAACUGACAAAAACAACAUAACAGCAUCUGAUAAUGUUAUUUCCUGUCAAAAAUACUGUAUAAUGCAUGAAAAAUGCUACACAUUUCACAGAUAAACCUGUGUAUGCUAUUAAAAUCUGGUUUGAUAUUUUGUUAUGCAGUCCUCAGAUAAAUCCCUGGAUAUGAAUUCCAUUUUCAUUGUCAGAGUGAUAUAGUAGUAUUAUAUAGAACUUCAAUGUCUUUGUGGACAUUGUUGUGAAAUUGGUGACUUUAAUGUCUAGCUAUCAUAUGUCUUUUUGCAAGACAACUAGGAACAGUAUGUAUGGUAUAUAAUUGCUAAAUGAUUUAAUUAUGACACUUGCAUUUGCUGAUGCUUACUGAGACCCUGUUAUCUGCUCUUUAUUCCUAUUACUUUCUAGCCUUCCUAAUCUAUCAAGUAUUACAGCACUACAGUGUUCUAUUUUUACAUCGUAUAUAUGUUGGAUUGAUUUUUAAACAUAAAACAUAAUGCAUUGCAAUGCAUUUGGAAUUUGUACAGUCACUGAAGUGAAAUUUUAAAAUGAGAGAAAAUAUUCCAGAAAACACAGGGCGAAAUACAUUCAGUGCCUUUAUAGAAUAUGCAUUCCAUAAUGCACUGCACUACUAAGUCAGUUGGUGCAGUAAGCUGUGAUUAGCGAACUAGUAUUAUUGCCAAACAAAAUAACUCAGUAAAAAGCAGAGAUGUUAUGAAACUGUUGUGCUGCAAAAUGCAAGGGUUAACAUUUUUUAAAAUUACACAAAGCACAAUUUGAUUUUCUUCCUUGAAGAUAAAAUAACAGCUUUUAGACAAUUAGAGCACAACAUGAUUUCACAGCCUUGCACAGUUUAUACAAAAAUGGCUGCAUUCAGAUAUUUUACUAAUACUGCAAAACCUAAAAAUCUCUUGUAAAAUAUGUUUAAAAAUGCCAUGCCAGCAACAGCACAUUCUCCUUUGAGUCAUUGCUUGACCCAUGCGGCAGCUUCUGAAAUUAUCUACAGCAUGAAAGCAAAGUAUAGAUUACUACUCAGAACCACAAAAUUCAAGCUAGCUGACAAAUGCCAGCAACGUUUAGUGACAAAAAAUUACUGUUAUCAGUUGCAAAAAUAUUAUCUCACAUACUAUAUCAAUCAAACGGUUUACUUCCAAAUAUGAAAUUUUAUAACAACCUAUGGUUGAAGGAAUGCUCAGUUUCAUUUGCCAAUAAAUUGGUUUUUCAUAACUUGCAUCAAGUUUAAUUUUAAGUAUGCUUUUUAUAUGUAGAUAUGUGUUGAAUUUGUAAAUACACUUAAAGUGUAGAUGCUAUAUGCUUCUAGUUGUUCCAAACAAAUAAAACAAAAAAGCCUAUGUUGUACUGUGUAAGAAGUACUAUAGCCAAUGAAGUGCAUGGUAUUUUAAAGCAUCUACUUAAACAUAUAUUUUGCUGUGAAAACGAAAUAGUGAAUUGUUAUACUUACUGCAGAUUUCUAGAUAUCUUAAGAGCUUGUGUCCGUGGAUUACAUUAGACCAUAGUACACUUUCAAGCUUUUAUGGAUGUGUUGUAGUAAAGUACAAUUUGAACUAAUCACAAAUGGAAGUCAACCAUAUAAGCUUCUUUUGCACCAUUAAGCUUUCCGUAAUCCAUUUUCCUCAUGGAAACAAAAAUAAAAAAAGCACAAAGAGAGUUUCUUAAUAAGAUUUCCCAAUGAUAUUGGUAACAAUAAAGUGAAAUUUUAUUCUUCUUUAAUUGUAGAUGCUGAAUUUAUCUGUGCAUGUAAGGGUACACAUACAGGCUCACUUCUGUAAUAGUGCAACAGAUUUUGUAUUAAAAUAAAUGUGGUUUUAAAAUGU